UGUAGAGACAUGCGCAGUCAAGUCCUACCCCAAGCAACACCGUGACAGUGUAUUCGUGUACAAGCAAUUUUUCAGACCAUGGAUCGAGGCGGUGAUAAAACUCUCUUGUUGAGUGCUGACGAGGAUGACUUUGAGCCAGAACUCUCAGAUCGAGGCCACCAGAGGCGAGAGUAUGGUCAGUACAGAGACGAACGUUCCACCAAUCAAGAAGGACACACUGAUACCUAUGGCCAGGAUUACUACGAUUAUGAUUAUGAUGAGUGGACAUCGGCUGACCAGCAGGAUGACCGAAAGGAUCAUUACGCUAUGGAGGGGCGAGGAGACAACGAUAAAUACUAUGAUGACGAGGACGAUUAUGAACCUCGUAAAUCCAACGUAAAUAACCCGCCUCCUUAUUCAGACGACUUCCCGGCCCGUAAAGAACAACAAGCUUACUCGCACAAUGAAACGUCAGCCUACCCCAAUAAUGCUUAUGGUGCUCACAACUACAGCUACGCCCCACCCACUGUCCCAAGUUACCCCGUGCAACAAAAUCAACCCCAGCCCACACCCUAUGUACAGAGUUACAGGGAUGACACAUCUGUGGUGAACUCACCGUAUUGGAGAGAUGCACCUACACCAGAGAUGGCUGCUCAGCCUUUGUAUGCCGGGCAGUAUGCUCUUGGGCCACGAAUGCCAGAGGAACCAUUCCAAGAUGUUCCCAGUUACAAAUGCAGUAGCAUACUUGUUAUGCUCUUCUGCUGUCUACCCCUAGGUAUAGCUGGACUGGUGUAUACAGCUGAUGCUGAAAACCUAAUAAUCCAAAGAAAAUACUCGGAGGCCAAGAAGGUCGCGAACAAGGCAAAAGCCAUGAACAUCAUCGGCGUCGUUCUCGGCAUCCUGAUCUGGAUACUCAACGGGGUGCUCAUAUACUUUAGGUUCAGGAGCAUACAGGCCCGUUACGAAGGGCAUUACUAAAGGCCGUGAGAAAAGGGCUCUUCGGCCGAGCUACAAUUGUUGAAUUGUUAUAUUUUUUGUUAUAUAUAAAUCAUUAUAUAUAUAUAUAUAUAUAUAUAUAUAUAUAUAUAUAUAUAUAUAAGUAGGCCUACAUAUAUUGGGACGGUUCUCCUUAGCAGUGAUAUAAGCUUUUCUAUAUAUGCUUAUAUUAUGUCAGCAAUUAUAUUUCACGCAAUGUUCUUUUAUAAAUGUCCAUGCUUUACAGACAUAUUCAUAUCAAGUGACAGUUCAAUAAUAUCUAAUUUUUUAAAAAUGAAACUAGACAUUUGAUUACUCGCUAAAUGUAAACAUAAACAAUAAAAAAUUUCAGUCAUGAAACUGGAGAUUACUCAGAGGCGUAGCGGGGGUGGGGGCGCUCCAGGCGCCAAAAUGGGUUAUAGAAAAAAUUAAAAGCUCAUUUUAGCUGCAGUUUUGCAUUAUAAAUAUAAAAAAUGUAUGGGGGGGGGGGGGUCGCCAAAUUGAAAGUUUGUCCCUUAAUGCCGGGAAGGGUCGCUACGCCUCUGAGAUUACUAGAUUAAAUAACAAUAGCUUGAUUAGUUAGCCAACGACAAUUUAAUAUUGGUCACGGCUGGCUUGUUUUUUGAAUGAGAUUCCGCUACGGAAUUUUAAAAAUGUGUUUUAUUUAUAUUUAUUUUUAGUGCAGUUAAUAUUUGUUUUGUCUUUAUAUGAAAUCGUGUUUGGCCAACUGAUUAUCUAUAUUUGUUGUAAGCAAUUAUUCUGAAAAGCUUAUAGCUUCGACUGUAAGGCAUUUGUAGUUUUUCCAUGGUUAUUUAUGAAUGUUGUGUAGUCAACCCUACAACAAGUAACGGUGUGGCCUAUCAGUAGAGCGCUAGUUCGAAUCCGGGUUCAAGUCAAUUGAGCAUCCAUGAGUCAAUUCAGCUCAGAUGGGUACCUAGCUCACGUUAGGGAAAGUUAAGGCGGAGCAUAGUACUGGUCACAAUAUCCCCUCAUAUGCCGAGGUUAAGAAACAAAUGAACUCUAUUUCAUCUGCCCAGUAGGUCGUUAGAUCUAAAAAGGAAACUUUACUUUAGUUUUACAACAUAAAUUCUGCGAGUUUGUUUGGCUCAGUUUUUCUGUGUUCAAGUACUUGAUGGUUGCAGCCAGAUAGAAAUACCGGUUCUGGUGAUGAGGCCAUGUGAUCUCUAGGGUAGAAGCCAAAAAAAAAAAACCAACGUAGAACAUCGUUUUGGAUACUGAAAUAUAAUAAUUUACCAGGUCAAGCAUAAACAGAGAAGAAAACUUUAUUUAUAAAUAUCACAUUGUUUAUGAAAUCUGGAAAAGUGUAUAUUGUUUUAAGGGGGCAGUAUCACCCAGACUAAGGGAGGGAAACAAAAACUAACACCAAAAAAAAAAACUAUUCGUCAUAAACAUCUCAAAAUUUUACGGCAGUAGUAAUGUUUCUUUUGCUAUAAUACAGUAUAUAAAUUGUAGGGUAUAUGUAUGGCAAUAAAUUGUCAAAAAUUAUUUUGUUAAUAUUUUAUCACAUUUUGAAUUUUUUUGUAAACAUUUUCUCGAAACCAUAAGUAAAAUACUUAAAAUUUGGUAUAAACCUUCCUUGCGUUAUUGGCUACGUCCGGGACUAAGAUAAUGGUAAUAUAUUUAAUAUAUAAAUACAAUUAUGGUUUUCUUUAAGGCUAAAGGACAACUAUACUAGUUUGUCCUAUCCUGAGUAAUCCCCAUUAGACGUUAUAUGUUAUGAAAGAAUGCUGAUUUUUACUUUCUCGUAUAUACGAAGUAUAGAGAAAGUCUUGUAAUCGUGCAAAAAAAUAAAUCGAGAUUUUCACAAAUCUCGACAUUUUACACCUCACUGAUACGGAAAAACAUAAUUUUGCAAUCUUGUCCGUAUGUCUGUGUGUCUGUCUGUGUGUCUGUGUGUAAACACGAUAACUUGAGAACUGUUACAGCUGGGUUGAUGAAAUUUCAUAUAUAAGUGUUUUAUCAAAAUCGUAGAUCCUGAUCAACUUUUGAGCGAUUUCAGAUAACCGGAAGUGGUACUUUUUCUACUUUAAAUUUUUCAAACGCCUAUAACUUGAGUACUAUUUCAGAUAGAUAAAUGAAAUUUCACAUGUAAGUAAAAGAUCUAAGUUUCUACCUUCUGCCAAAUUUUCAGUAAUUUCCGUUUACGGGAAGUACUAAUUUUCGCUAUUUUCGAUUUCUCAAAAAAAGUACUAAUAAUAUUGCGCACUAUUAUGCACAUUUUGUUUUGGCGUUCGCUUGGUGCGCAAUUCUUUUUUCUAUGAGAUUCUAUUCUAUUUUUAAAAGUUUAAGUAAUUAAAAAUCAUGUCUAUAUUCCAAGUUAUAUAAGAACAUUCGAGAAAGUUUUGAGGAGAUCACUCCCGGUUUAUUUUUUGCUCGAACUUUUAUGUUUGGAAUUGAUUGUUUCA
Messenger RNA from Physella acuta, 3380 nucleotides. RefSeq lists its product as uncharacterized. NCBI's taxonomy places the organism in Eukaryota, Metazoa, Mollusca, Gastropoda, Physidae. The record is from RefSeq and is a predicted model, not a curated record. Gene Ontology annotation, cellular component: membrane.